GAUCAUUACGUAUAAUCCUCCGCGCAACAGGAUCUGUAUACUUACUCUCGUUCUUCAUUCAUCUUUCUGAAGAUAAUAGAAUUGGAUAAUCCGAACUCGACCUUUUAUUUGCGAAUCGGAUUUCCGAUGCAGAUUUCGGAAACCGGAAACUCACCGAACAACGAACCACAAACACCAAAAAGUUAGUUCAUUAUUCUCUCUCUGUGUUCGCAACAAUGGCGGAUCCCAAGAAUGAAGGUUUCCUCACCUACGCUUAUCUUCUUCUUUACAUUGCUCUCUCCAGCGGUCAAAUCUUCUUCAACAAGUGGGUUUUGUCUUCGAAGGAAAUUAACUUUCCUUAUCCUUUGGCGUUGACUCUACUUCAUAUGGUCUUCUCCUCUGUUGUGUGUUUUGUAUUAACCAAAGUUCUAAAGGUUUUGAAGGUUGAGGAGGGAAUGACUCCUGAAAUAUAUGCUACUUCCGUAGUGCCAAUUGGGGCCAUGUUUGCAAUGACUCUCUGGCUUGGAAAUACUGCCUACCUGUAUAUUUCCGUUGCAUUUGCACAAAUGCUGAAGGCAAUUAUGCCUGUAGCUGUUUUUGUGCUUGGAGUAGCUGUAGGACUCGAGGUGAUGAGCUGCAAAAUGCUUUUGAUCAUGUCAUUGAUUAGUUUUGGUGUUCUAGUAGCUUCUUAUGGAGAGAUAAAUAUAAGCUGGAUUGGAGUAGUUUACCAAAUGGGAGGUGUUGUUGGUGAAGCUCUAAGACUUAUCUUCAUGGAAAUUUUUGUUAAGAGGAAGGGUCUUAAGUUGAAUCCUAUAUCCGUGAUGUAUUAUGUUAGUCCCUGCAGUGCACUUUGUUUAUUCCUUCCAUGGAUAUUUCUAGAGAGAUCAAAGAUGGACGACCAUGGAUCAUGGAACUUCCCACCUGUUUUGCUUAUCCUCAAUUGCCUUUGCACUUUUGCUCUAAACUUAUCUGUUUUCCUUGUAAUUACACAUACAAGCGCUUUAACCAUUCGUGUUGCUGGAGUUGUUAAGGAUUGGGUGGUUGUCUUACUGUCUGCUGCUCUGUUUGCCGACACAAAGUUAACAACCAUCAAUUUGUUUGGUUAUGGAAUUGCCAUUGCAGGUGUAGCAGCAUAUAAUAAUUUCAAGUUGAAAAAGGAAGCUUCUCGAGAUCCCUCAGAUGCUUCUGAGCUUGUCGAAUCUACCCAACGGCAGCAGUCUCAGCCUUUAACAAGUAGAUAGUAGCAGUCUGAGUUACUAAAUUUGUCCAUGCCCUAUGGGAACAUCCCAUAUAGUAGAUACAAAUAUAAACAAGGCAUCAAAUGUUCAUGUAGUGGAUACAAAUAUAAACAGGCAUUAUGGAGUUUCUUGAGUCUUAUAAACAAUUUCAGCUUAUUAUAGAUCGUGAAAGUAAUGUGCUGAUCAAGUGUAAUAUGUGUAGAUCUGAUACACAAACUUUAUCCUUUCAAAUAGAAGUGCUGAGCCAUGGCAUUUAAACUUUGAGGAUUCUGAAGUUACUCCCAUUGAUGUUUUUUUGGAGUAAUUACUAGUUUCAAUCUUAGUGAUUCACUAUCUCGAAUUGAAUGAUCAAGAUUAGAAGUUCGGACAUGCACCAUCGUCAUAAUCGGACCUUGUAGUGGUAGCCAGGGGUUUAUACUGCAUUCAGUCACAAAGAUGAAAACUUUGUAGGAUCAUUGUUUAUUCAAAACGUAUUUUGAUAGUAUUUGAUUUGAUAUUCUGAGACAAGUUGAUUCAGUGUUGGGAAUCUUUGCUCCAGUCUAAUUUUUUUGUCUGGUUGCUUUCAAUGUAUUUUGUGAAUUUAUCAUUGGUUCUUAUUAAUCCAAUAUUGAAUUGUAAGGGGAGAUAGAGGUGUUGAAAAAUAGUUAGAACCGAAUGUUUCAUGCCCUUUACUAUAUGUAUUUUGAAGCAUAGUUGUAUUUUGGUAUCACUGUUUGAUCAUUUUUAAUCUAUAUUUACUAUUA
This is a messenger RNA of Cicer arietinum (chickpea), 1960 nucleotides long. RefSeq names its product probable sugar phosphate/phosphate translocator At3g14410. Lineage: Eukaryota; Viridiplantae; Streptophyta; Magnoliopsida; Fabales; Fabaceae. The record is from RefSeq and is a predicted model, not a curated record.